This is a messenger RNA of Linum tenue, 822 nucleotides long. NCBI's taxonomy places the organism in Eukaryota, Viridiplantae, Streptophyta, Magnoliopsida, Malpighiales, Linaceae. The record is from the annotation of a GenBank genome assembly.
CGUCCCGUCCAUCCUCUCGCAAAACCCUAACUCUACCUUGCUCAGUCGCUGGUGGCGCCAGAUCUCUCUGUAUCUUCCGUUGAGCUCCAAUGGUGAGAGUUAGUGUUUUGAAUGAUGCUCUUAAGAGCAUGUACAACGCGGAGAAGCGCGGGAAGCGCCAGGUCAUGAUCAGACCUUCCUCGAAAGUGAUCAUCAAGUUCCUUCUUGUCAUGCAAAAGCAUGGAUACAUUGGCGAGUUUGAAUAUGUUGAUGAUCACAGGGCUGGUAAAAUUGUCGUCGAGUUGAAUGGGAGGCUAAACAAGUGUGGUGUCAUCAGUCCUCGUUUUGACGUCGGUGUCAAGGAGAUUGAAGGCUGGACUGCUAGGUUGCUUCCAUCCAGACAGUUUGGAUUCAUUGUGCUGACGACCUCAGCUGGAAUCAUGGAUCACGAGGAGGCAAGGAGGAAGAAUGUCGGUGGCAAAGUUCUUGGUUUCUUUUACUAGGUCUGCUGUGGCUUCAAGGUGUUUCUCGGUCGAUGAGUUGGGUUCUGGUUAUGGAGUUUCGGCGUAUGAUUUGGAAGGUGUUCUUUGCUAUAGGAUACUUAAUUUUGUUGCUUCUGGUUUAGGCUUUUUCUCAGCUUCUUGGUUGUAGUUGAAGUUGCAUCGACCUUGUUGAAAACUGGGAAAGGAUUGAAGCACAAUGUUCCUCUGCCUUCACAUAUAUUUGAAUAUUCAUGGGUUUCUUACUGCGUGUAUCUGAGUUGACCCUUGCUUAUGUGCUGGAUUUAUGCUGUUUUCAGACUUUCAGUUCAUUGAAGAGUGAUAAUUUCCAUUUGGCAGUAUA